AUACAUCAUCUCGUGGGCUGUGAUAUCGGUUUACGGUUUGUUCUGACGCAACGAACAUGUGCAGAAAGAGAGGCAGACUAGGCUUGGCGGCCCUACUAGGAAUAUUGUUAUGCUUCUCCCGCUACAAAACCCUGGCCACCGUUGUUCCUGAGCAUGAUGCUAGCUACCUGCCCCAGUUGCCCUCUAUACAGGAUCUGAUGGCCAUGGUACCUGAUCGUCCCUUCCACACCCUGGCAGACGUGGACGCCUUCACCGCCACCCUCCAGGACCUGGCAGAUUUCCACCUUGACAAGUCUUUCACUGCAGAGACUCGUAGAUACAGAAGAGCCCUUGACAUGACUUCUGUCAACAUUACCGAUACUGCACUCUAUUCCUUCAACUACUUCAACCCAAGUGAGUUUAAUGCCGGGUCUCUGGAAGGGGUUAGUGGCCAGUACUUGCUGACAACGCCAGAAAAGUAUUUCUGGGUUUUGGGAAAUCAAAGGAGUGGCUGGCAGUCUGUGAUAGAGAUGUCAAGGCCGGAUUACAAGAUAAAGUUGCUAGCCAAGUUCCAACUCGGUGAGAGUUUCGAGAAGAUGGAUAAGAUUGUGGCGGAAAUAACCUCUGGGUUGCUGUGGAUGGCCUUGGGGUGUACCUCGAGUAGUGUGGUGACCAUUGUGUGCAUGAACAUCAGUAACGGGCGCUAUAUUAUCACCCAAGAGAUCACUACAGAAGGGGGCUUAGGUGCUCUACACAUGUUCCAGGUCAAUGACAAGCUUCAUCUUGUUAUAGGAGAGCUGGCCAGCCAUGUUGAAGCUAGGUUGUAUGAACUCGUAGACAACUACUUUGACCAUAGAGAUGACGUACAGUUCCACGUCAAAGGUGUCCAGGACAUUAGUGGCUUUAGAGAUGAAGAAACCUUCUACUACAUAGUGUUCGGCAUGGAAUCGCCCGAUGGCGGGUUAGAAGUGUACCAGAUGGACCUGCAGGACGAGACUAUUACCUUGGCUCAAUUGCUCCCUGACGAUGGCUUGAAGAUUGUUCCGUUCCUUGACCCACACGAUGACAGAAAUUACGUCUUGAGCAUCGGCAAAAGUGCUCUUCCGAAGAUAUAUAAAUGGUCAAACCAACAACUUAGAGAAUGGCAGGCCCUGGAGCCGGGUCAUGGCUCCUGCUGCUCUGCUGGCGUCUUGACGUUAGACAACUUGGAGAACUUGAUAUUCAUCGGUCAAGGGGGCAAAAUUCGAUUCUACUCUGAUGACAUGACUGGCCAUUACUACCCAUCUUUCGUCGUCGACACUGACUGCAGCACAAUAAGUGAGCUCCAGGGCAUGACACUAAUGCACGACUACAUAGUUUCCUACAUAUGUAUCGGGGUUGAUGGCACCUCCAAGCUGCAGGCCAGGAUCCUCUCGCUCAAGCACGUGAAACUUGCAGAGUUGUUGACCACUGCAGAUGACCUUCUUCGCUGUUUGGAUGAAGUAGAUACUCUUCUGGAGACUAGGCAGGCUAACAUAACAUUACUUCAAGAGCUGAUGUCGUCAGGUUCCCUUAAGACUGUUGACGGUGCACAGAACUGGACUGGGCUGGUGACCUUCAGUAAGGGGCUCACUGUGAUGGGCACCACUACAUUCACCAGCAAAGUUGACGUAAAUCCCUCUGGAAGCAUCGUUCCUACUGGACAAUUGGCACAACUCUUCUCAGACGUAGAACAAAUAAAGACUUCGAUGCUAGAGCUGACCCAGGAAAUAGGGAAGGUGUUGUAUCACUCUGGUGAUCAAACCAUCAUUGGUCCCAUCACUGCCUCGACCAUGACAUUUGAUAAGAUGGCAAUAGACACUCUACAAACUCGAAAGGUUAAUGGCGUAACAUUGACUGACUUUGGCAAAGUGUUCAUGAUAAAUGGCCUUGAUCAGACCAUAAGUAUGAGCUUUAAUAUGGGUCUUCUGACGGUAGACUCCUUCACCACUCGUGGGCGUACUCUUCUAGGAACCAUAAAUGGCAUUAGAACAGAUGAGUACAUGCGACUGAGCCUGGCUACCCAGAGUGUCACUGGAGACCACAGGUAUGCCUCUAUAAUAUCUGGCGACAUCACCGCGAGGGAGGGCGGGAGCAACACGCUCCUUAUCAAUGGCAUCAACUCUACCACCAUCGUUACCAAAGGCGCUAGUCUCGCUUUCCACGACCCUAAAAUAUUUGAUAAUCUGAUUGUUCAAGGGCCUAUUAACGCUGGCCUUGUAAAUGAUGUGGACUUGACAGGCUUGGAGAACAGAGUUGUGUACACAAAUAUUAAAAGUGAGCAGACUGUGAGAGGAGUAUAUUCUGUAGCGUCUAUGCAAGUGGAUGGUAAUGUUGAUGUUGGUACGGUCAAUGGCCUCAACUUGAGGGAGCUGGAUGCUGCUGUUGUUAAAACUACGGGAGACUUUACUUUACAAGGUGCUGUGACCUACUCUGAGAGUUUGAGUGUGACGGGCGACGUCUCGGUUCCCAUUAUAAAUGGCAUAAAGUGGGGCGACAUCUUGGACCUGGAUUCCCCGAACCUUGUCUCUUCCAACUAUUACUUCGCGAAUGCUGUAGUCACUGAUGCCAUCAGAAGCAAUAACAUAAAUGGCCUGGACUUGAGCCAAGAUGCAGUCCUAGUGGACACCCAACAAACUAUUACUGGUGGCAUCACCUUCAUGGGGGACGUGAAGGUGACUGGUGCCGCAGGUGUGGUGAUCGACCAGGGCGCCACUGUUAAUGGUGUCGACCCACAUCAGCUGAACACCACCAUAGACGCCCUCACCCACGUUGUCAUUAACCAAGAGGUUCACUUGACGGCGCCGUUAAAAUGUUCAGGCGACGUGGUGGCGCAUAGCAUCAAUGGUCUCUUGCUGGAGGGCCUGGGAGACCGCUACUGGAGGCGGGCCAAGGAUCAGAACGUCAGUGUUGGACUCUACGUUCGUCAAGCAGAAUUUCGUGGGCCGGUGACUGGCCUGAGUAUUAAUAAUAGAAAAAUGUCCGACUAUCUCCAUACGUCAGGUUCUCGGUACAUUACUGGACAAUAUGUCUUCAAGGGGCCAGUAAUGGUGGAGGGGGCGCUGGAGACGAGACCUGAUGCCACUGUAGACGGUCUCCACUUGUCAGAACUAGAAGCCAAUGCUGUGCGGGUGCAUGGUGAUCAGAUUAUUACUGGGAUUACUAACUUUAAUGGCAGACUUACGGUUGGCGAUGUGUUGCUGAGCGGCCUCUUGAAUGACCUCAAUGUGUCUUCAGAUAUAAUGAUGCUGGAUCGAUCACUUCCGCAUACUGGUAAUCUGGUGUUCAAUAACACUAUUGUAGCGACGACUAUAACGCUCUCCGGCAACUUGAUGACCGAUACCAUUAAUGGUCUGGAUGUGAAAACAGCAGCGUCGCAACUAGUCCUGGUCGACCAGGAGACUACCAUCAAAGGAGAUCUUCAGUUCACAGGGGCGGUCAAUGUAUAUUCUCUGGUUGCUGCCAACGUGGAUGACGUCAACCUAAGUGACCUGGCUAAGCGCUCGUUGAAGAAGUCUUCGUCAGUAACGCAGAUGGUGACUGGCCGCAUUAAAGUUCGCAAUGUUCACUUCAGCCAGGAGCCAUCACUUGGCCUAGUUAACAUGAAGGACUGGACAACGCAUCUCUCUAACGUGGUGCCCCAUAACUACAAUGGUAGUGUUACAGGGGUGAAGGUUUUCCUUAAACCACUGGACAUAAAGGGGAACUUUGACCUUGUGACCAUCAACGGCCUGAGGAUUAAUGACCUCGCAGCUCUCAUUCUUACCAAAUCCACCGUGCAGACCAUUGCCGCGCAUUAUACCUUCAGCACGAGCAUCAAUGCCACUGGUGUAAUGGCAAACAUCAUAGAUGGUAUUUCUGCGAGUGAUCUUGUUCUGAUAGAUACGGUUAGUCAGGUGGGUGGCAGUGUGACCUUCGGGGAGGAGGUGACCUUCCUUGGAGGAUUGAAUAGUACAACAGGAACGUUAGAUGGCUGUGAUAUUCUAAAGGCAAAUGCGUAUGCUAUUUGGAAGGUAGAAAAUGGGAGCUUCAACCUGCCCUUCCCCGCGACGAUUGGUUCGCUAUAUAUAACAGGCAGCGCUACCUCGAGCGGAACCGUUAUUGCUGCCCCGCUAAAUAUGGACGUCACUCACUUCCUCAGUACACUAGUCUCUACAUCUUCAAACCAGGAAAUUACCGGUCCGGUUGAGUUCUUGCGCGACAUAGAAAUAGGUAACCUGGGUGUUGUGACCAUUGAUGGCGUUGACGUUGAUGAACUCUUCAGUGUGUCGGUUCUGAACAACGUAGACGCGGUAAUAAGUUGCAAAUUAGACUUCAGGAAGCCGGUAUCAGUAAGUCACCUGAAGGUGACUGAAACGCUGUCUGGUAUUGGUGACGGUGGAGGCGUGCUAGUUAAUGGCAUUAAUGUAGCGGCUACGGCUGCUAGAGUGGUUCUGGCUACUGGGGGAACCUUCGUGGUCACGGGCCGCAAAACCUUCGCCAGAGGCUUGGUUACGAACCAUCUUAUUGUUACUGGCUCGUUGGGUGGCAUCAGUGUGAAGGACUUGGUGGUCAUCUCUGCAGGCGUAGUCCUCAAGAAUCUUGUAUUCACGUCGACUGUAAACAUCGGAGGCAACCUCUGGGUCUCUGGUUUAAUAGACGGUGUCGAUCUGACGCAAGUGUUGGCAAAUAGGACACCACUGGACCACAACCAGACCUUGAGCGGUACAUGGAGAUUUGAAGCAAUAAAGGUGGAAGGUGACUUGGAGGUGGCACAAAUUAAUGACGUGGCGGUGUCUGACCUGGUGGUGAAGCAUGGCAUGACCUCGCAAGAGGUGUACGGGGCCAAGAUUCUAACGGGUGGUCUAGUCGUCAAGGGAGACAUACAGACGGGUCUCGUUAAUGGUUUCGACAUUGAACGUCUUAAUUCAACUAUCGUGAGGAGAGACGAAGAUGUCACAAUAACAGGAGUUGUGGAGUUUGAGUACAUAGUAAGGGUUAUGAAGUCUCUAGUGGUGCUCAAGACGGUUAAUGCCUACGACUUGUCGACGCUAAGUUACAACUUGUCACCAUUAAAGAAAAUCAUUGAUCAACAGUUCCAGCGUAUAGAUAAACUUAGAUUGCUUUUAAGUUCAAUAGAAGUAGCAAGUCUUGUAAAAGAAAAAAGGCUGCAAUUGGGAUAUCUUGAGAAAAUUAAAUUCCAAAAUUUAAAGGAAUAUGGAAGAUUGUGGUUUGGGCUGGAUUACACUCUAGGACCGGAAAGUUAUAUAAGUAUAAAGAGCAGAAGCGGUCCUUGUAUUUGCUGUUCGCCUCUUACUUCAUUUUAUCAGGUAAAUGCCGGUGGAGUAGCGAGGAAUGCUACGCAAGUGAGGACUGGCUCGGUGUUCAUUCUCGGUCAUCCUUCCUUGUCGCUUCAGAUUACCCUAACCAGACAAUGCACAGAAGGCGUGCCGUCUACCAUAGCUGUUGAUGAUACAUCGCGUCAUCCCGUUAACCUCUUCACAACCACUGCUCAUCUGGGCCUGGUGACGGAUUCUGCCAUGUUUGUGGACAACGGUGUGGCAUACAUCGUGACUGUAACUGGGACUGAUAAAGAUUCAAAUGGCACCGCGGGGAAUGUUGUAACGGCUUCAAUGGUGGACUUGACUAAUAGGAGAGUAGUGGAGGUGUGGACGCGUCCCACACGGUACGCCGCCUCGGGUUUAGACUUGGAUCUGGUACAUGGAAACUGGUAUUUGCUAUUGGCAAAUUAUAUGGACACUGAUAACGUGGUAGACCCGUACACAGCAGCUUCGCAGCUCUACAUGUGGAACAAUACAGCAAAGAUGUUUCAGUUGAAGGGCGAGUACGUUGGUGACCUGGUAAGCUCUGGAAUAUUCGUAAAGAUUAAACUUCCUGUCGAAGUCUACUACUUUUCUCUUGCACAAUCAAAAGCCGCAGAUUAUCCAUUGUACGAUGAUAAUGUGAAAUACACCACCAAAGUAUUGAUCUUCAAAUACAACGAAGAGAUAGAGAACUUCGUAGAAUUUGAGUGUCUACCUGCGUACGGGGUUGUGGAUCAAACUACCCUUACAGUCGACCUUACUCUCUAUUUACUGCUGCUCUCUGAAAAAGGACUGCUGUCUGUAUAUGAAUAUCGCCAUCCAGAAGGUUUCAGGGUGUUCCAGACGUUGUCAAUUGAAAAUGGCUAUGCACUUGCUAUUAUGGAGAUGUCCGGUGGCACAUUUGUUGCAGUGUCGGUGUCGUCGCCACCCGGAGUGUUGCUCUUGAGGGUAAACAUUAAGGGCAUCAAGCCAUUCAAGUUACUGGAGUAGCCUCGCCACAAUCUGUUUGUUACUAUAUACUGUAAAGGGUUAAAUUAUG
Procambarus clarkii (red swamp crayfish) is the source of this 6339-nucleotide messenger RNA. RefSeq lists its product as uncharacterized. The record is from RefSeq and is a predicted model, not a curated record. NCBI's taxonomy places the organism in Eukaryota, Metazoa, Arthropoda, Malacostraca, Decapoda, Cambaridae. Gene Ontology annotation, cellular component: cell surface. Gene Ontology annotation, molecular function: heparin binding.